AUGGCCAUUUUCAUUACUCCUCAUCAGUGGAUCCAUGCAAAUCCAUUAGCUUCUAUUGAAUUCAAUCAGGCCGUCGAUGCAGCCAUGUACGAUGUCGUUUCAUCCUCCUCCUUUCAACAAUACAUUACCACUGUCGUUGGCUUUCCAGUUCCUUUGUGUUCCGUAAAAACAAAAUAUCCCUCUCGAUGGCCCAUUCCGCCCUCUAUUUCCGAAUUGAAAAUGUGUUACGAUGGUUCUUCAUACAUUGCAGAGCCUUGGCCAUCCAUUUAUAAGGAAGUUGGAAAACGAAUUGUUGAUGCUUUCAAUACUCAAUAUGGUUUAACUUUGAAAUCAAAGAAUGUUCCAUUGGUUAUGAAUGAAACAUUGGGUUAUUUUGAUUCAUUGAGAACUGCCGUCGAAAAUGGUGAUUGUGACAUUGCUGUGGCUGAUACCACCAUCACGGAAGAACGAGCAGCCAAAGUGAAAUUUAGUGUCUGUCCAUACGGAGUCUCUGUGAAUGCCUUUCUAAGGACCGAUUUAGAUAAUACCACUCUCACUAAUAUUAAUGAGUUACAACAAUUGAAUCGAUCUGGAAUUAAUGUCACAUACUAUGAAGGAACAAUUUUUGAUACGAUCGCUCAGCAGCAAUUACAAGCUGCAACCAAAGUUCCAGCCUCCUAUGAUGGACAAUAUAUAUUAGCAUUACAACGAAAGGUUCAUGCCGUCAUUGGGGACGUAUUGGAUCAGAAGGGGUGGUUGGAACAGAAUCGGAAAGAUUGUGUGAGUUGUUAUAUUAAGGCGUUUGGAUUGGGAUCAUCGUUUGGGGUCUUUACGCAAGCAACUACUCGAUCCAGUGACGCAGGAAUCAGUGCAAGGAUGACCGGUGCUAGUCAUCCAUUAUUUGUAUGGCUCAUGAUGAGUGUCAUGUGCAUGUGGAUGGUCCACAUGAUGAUGAGCGAUUGA
Messenger RNA from Naegleria fowleri, 942 nucleotides. RefSeq lists its product as uncharacterized. The coding region runs from base 1 to 942 and encodes 313 amino acids. The transcript has a single exon. Lineage: Eukaryota; Heterolobosea; Eutetramitea; Acrasida; Naegleriidae. The record is from RefSeq and is a predicted model, not a curated record.